Salmo salar (Atlantic salmon) is the source of this 1132-nucleotide messenger RNA. RefSeq names its product Probable Bax inhibitor 1 (gene bi1). Lineage: Eukaryota; Metazoa; Chordata; Actinopteri; Salmoniformes; Salmonidae. Gene Ontology annotation, cellular component: mitochondrial membrane. Gene Ontology annotation, molecular function: enzyme binding. Gene Ontology annotation, biological process: negative regulation of RNA splicing; cellular response to unfolded protein; negative regulation of endoribonuclease activity. The record is from RefSeq and is marked provisional.
ACGUUGCGACGCUCGAUCGAAUGACACGUACAGUUAGUAAACAAGGAUAGAUAGAAAGUUGUUGUCGAAGGAAAUAAAAGACAAGGGAUAAAGCUAGCUGGCUAACUACUGUGCCAAGUACGUUUAUGAUCUGCCAAGAUCUCAGAAACCUGUUUUAAUAUGAACGUGUUUGACCGCAGCAUCAAAUUGGAUGUUCUCCUCAAGUUCUCCCAAAUUUCCCAAUCUACCCAGUUACACCUGAAGAAUGUCUACUCCAGUUUGGCAGUUUGCAUGUUCGUGGCUGCAGCAGGCUCCUACGUCCAUGUUGUCACACGGCUCUUUCAGGGUGGUUUGCUGACUCUUCUGGGUUCCCUGGGCAUGGUGGUUUGGUUGUCCAUGACACCACACAGCCCAGAGACCGAGAAGAAGAGACUGGCUAUCCUUGCAGGGUUUGCUUUCUUCACAGGUGUUGGUCUUGGACCAGCAAUGGACUUUGUCAUCAUCAUUAACCCAAGCAUCAUUGUGACAGCCUUCCUUGGAACCUCAAUCAUCUUUGUCUGCUUCACUCUCAGUGCCCUGUAUGCCAAGCGCAGGAGCUUCCUCUUCCUAGGAGGUACUCUGAUGUCUGGCUUGUCUGUCUUGUUCCUGGUGUCUGUGGUGAACAUGUUCUUAGGAUCAGCGAUACUCUUCAAGGCUCACAUGUACCUGGGGCUGGUCAUUAUGUGUGGCUUUGUUCUGUUCGACACUCAGCUCAUCAUUGAGAAAGCAGAGAACGGAGACAAGGACUACAUCUGGCAUUGCGUGGACCUGUUCCUCGACUUUGUGACCAUUUUCAGAAAACUCAUGAUUCUCCUUGCCAUGAAUGAGAAGGACAAGAAGAAAGAAAAGAAGUAGAUUAAAUAAAUCCAGUUGAAGUUUCAAAUGAAAAACGAUCUGUGACAAGGAACAGAACCAGCAACAAAGCCUCUGUCUGCAGUGCUGUUGGUGCUUUUACUAUUUGUCGUUCUUGGUUACUUUUUGUCCUUUGAUUUGAGCUUGCAAGUGGUUAUGAUACGGUUGUAUUUUAGGCUACUGCUGCAGUGAGAAUGCUUGUCCUGUAGGGGGAGUGGUUGUUCUAUGAAGGUGUACAUAACAGAACUGAACUCUUUGUGCC